Molecule: messenger RNA, 1308 nt
Organism: Closterium sp. Naga37s-1
Lineage: Eukaryota; Viridiplantae; Streptophyta; Zygnematophyceae; Desmidiales; Closteriaceae
Source: the annotation of a GenBank genome assembly
AUGCAGCCCGCAAGGCGUUCUAGGCAGCGGGACAUCCGCGAUAUGGCGGAUACCGUUGCCCGCGCGCGUUUGGACUACCUGUGGGCGGCAGUUGUGGCAGAGAAUGAUCUAGCCUUCAACGUCUCUAAAUCGCGUGCGCUACAAGCCUUCGUUGACGCGGCGGUCGUGUUCGCGAAGCCCUACACAGUCCCAACCCCUUACAAGGUGUCCGGCUCUCUCCUCGACAAGCUAAGGGCGGACGCCGAGGAGCUUGUAAGGCCAUUGAAGGAGAGUUGGAAGACGACCGGGUGCAGUCUCUCGGUGGACGGGUGGACGUGCAUGAAGUCCCGUGGGAUUGUGUGCGUCAUCGCCCACAACGACACCGCGCCCGUCAUUGUGGACAUUGUCGACUCGAAAACCGCUAAGAAAACUGGAGACUACCUCGCGGGUCUCAUCGGGAACUCGAUCUCCGAAGUGGGGAAGGACCUCGUGGUCCAGGUCAUCAUGGACAAUGCGUCUAACAACCGAUCCGCGGCUGAGAAGCUUAAGGAGGAGUUUCCCUCGGUUUUUUUCGCCAACUGCGCCGCCCACUGCUUGGAUCUUAUGCUUCACGACCUAGGGAAAGUUGGGCCCGUCAAACGCGUGUUAGAGCAAGUGCAUCGAGUCGUCAUGAUGAUCAAGGGUAGUGCUUCCGCCGUCGUUCUAUUCCGCGAGCUCUUUACCAAGCUUUCAUUGGUACGGCCGGGUGCGACACGGUUCGGCACUCAAGUCAUCAUGAUACGCCGCUUCUUGGAGGUGAAGGGGGCACUCCAGGCCAUGGUCAUAAGCGAUGAAUGGAAAGGGGUGGCGGUGGCGCAAAAGGCUGAAGGGCAGGAGGUGCGGGCGCUUCUUCUUGACGACGUCUUUUGGGACUGUGUUACUGCGGUGCUCCGCCUCCUCACGCCGGUUUAUGAAGUGCUAAGGGUGGUUGACACGCGGGCACAAGUCAUGGGCCAAAUCUAUGGCCUCAUGAUUGAUAUCACGGUGAAGACACGGGAAGCUGCAGAGGCCGCCGCCUCGGUAUUCAUCAAGAAGACGGGCCUGCUCUUGGCCAAGGACAAGAGCACCUUCAUGGCAUCCAUCAAGGGCAUCCUUGCCCGGCGAUGGGACGGGCAACUCCACAACCCCCUGCAUGCCCUCGGAUGGCUUCUUAAUCCCCGCAACCAGUACGCGGGGGAGGUGAGAACCGAUGCGGAGGUAAGGAAGGGGGCCGACGCGGUGAUUCAGGCCCGGGGGGGGGGAUGUGGCCCAGCGCAUCAAGCUGCAGACACAGCUGGUGCAAUUCCAUAA